CGCUGAGCACCCAGCGAGAGCACGCACGAGAGAGAGCGAGAGGGUGCAAUCACAUAGCACUUGAGCAAAGGAGCGGGCGUGCAUUCUGGCCUCAAUAUGGCUUCAACAAAGUUCCUGGAAGACAUGCCAGGGAUUGUUUGCGACAACGGCACCGGGUUCGUGAAGGUUGGGUAUGCCGGAGAAAACUUUCCGCGGUCCAUCUUCCCGUCGCUCGUGGGGAGACCGAUUUUGCGUGCCGAAGAAGCUUUCCAGGAGGGCGUAGAGCUGAAGGAUAUCAUGUGUGGAGACGCCGCGGCCGCCGUUCGCGCUUCGCUGGAGACCAGCUAUCCCGUAACCAACGGUAUCAUCCAAAACUGGGACGAUAUGGAGGAGCUGUGGAAGUACACUUUCGAAGAAAAACUGGCCAUCAACCCCUCGGACCAUAAGAUUCUCCUCACAGAGCCCCCGCUGAACCCAACCAAGAACCGCGAGCAGAUGGUGGAGCGUAUGUUCGAGAAGUUCGGUUUCGGGGCGUGCAACGUGUCAAUCCAAGCCAUGCUAACACUAUACGCGCAGGGCUUGCUGACGGGGGUCGUUGUGGACAGCGGCGACGGCGUCAGCCACGUAAUCCCGGUGUACGACGGGUUUGUCCCGCAAAACCUGAUUCGCCGGUUGGACGUCGCCGGGCGCCACCUGACCAGGUAUCUCAUCAAGCUGCUGCUGCUUCGUGGGUAUGCCUUCAACCGCACUGCCGACUUCGAAACCAUCCGCCAAAUCAAGGAGAAACUGUGCUACGUGGCGCACGACAUAGGAAUGGAGCGCCGCUUGGCGCAGGAGACGACCGUUCUUGAGGAAUCGUACACGCUGCCCGACGGGCGAGUAAUCAAGCUCGGGCGCGAGAGGUUUGAAGCCCCAGAACCGCUGUUUGACCCAAGCCUCGUGGAUGUGGAGGCGCCAGGUCUGGGGGACAUGGUGUUCGAAAUGAUUCAGAAGUCUCCUAUGGACUGCCGGACCGACUACUAUAAGCACAUCGUGCUGUCUGGUGGCACGUCCAUGUACCCCGGGUUUCCAACCCGGCUGGAGAAGGACAUCAAAGCAAGGUAUCUCAAGGACAUUCUCAAGGGCGACGCGGACCGGCUGAAGAAGUUCAAGCUCAACAUCGAGGACCCUCCUCGCCGGAAACACUUGGUUUUCAUUGGGGGUGCGGUGCUCGGGGAUGUGAUGAAGAACCGACACGAGUUUUGGGCUACAAAGGAGGAGUGGGACGAGGAAGGAGCGCGGGUCCUGCAAAAGUACAGAUGAUGGGCAAUAUGAUGCCCUUUGCUGCUGUCACGUCGACUCGCACGUUGUUCUUGUUUUUGAUUUUGGGAUGGCGGCACGCUGUGGUAGUCCAAUAGAAAGUCGGGUUAUAGUUCGUGUAUUCCGAUGUGAAGUAGCUGCAGUUUUUGUCUUUGAUGAUUUUUUGGGAAAUAUCGAAGGUUUUCAUUCCCAAAUCAACACGUGGUUCGCGACCGACUGCUGUGCUUUGUUUGCCCAGCCAGCUGGCUGGCAUCGGUAAGACGUUUGUGUGACUCGCAUCCACACCGCAUGUAAAUUUACUCCUUUGUUCCUCUGGAGGCUGCGUUUCGCCCCUCCUGAUCAACUUACCUUGCCCGGCAGCAAUCAUUGCAGUCUGGUCCACUU
This is a messenger RNA of Ectocarpus siliculosus, 1662 nucleotides long. NCBI's taxonomy places the organism in Eukaryota, Phaeophyceae, Ectocarpales, Ectocarpaceae. The record is from the annotation of a GenBank genome assembly.